AAAAAAAGACGACGCAAACAGCGUCGGCUGCUCCCAAAAAAAAUCAUUAAUCGCUCCUCUUUCCAGCUGCCACCGGCAGCCCCUCCCACUCUUACUCCCUCAUCUGCUGUCUGCUUACCCUACUACUACGACUACCAAUUCCAAACCGAAACUUUGAACACGGCGGAAUCGAGCAGUGCUAGCGAUGUGUCGGAGAUGGGUUCAAUACAACCGUGUCUCGCAUGGUUGGAGUGGGCCCAGAUUGGUGGUGAGUUAAUGGGUUCAACGCAGCCCUGCACUGCAUGGCUAGAAUGGGCGACGAUCUAGGCCGGCGACGGGUUUCCUUUUGUAGUAUCCCUUCCCUGCAGAAUGACAGGUUGUUUGGAGUCGGCAUCUCCAGUCCUGGGUUAUGCCUUGCAGCCUUCAGUGGUGGGGAUUAUUUCCCUUUGAC
Messenger RNA from Linum tenue, 430 nucleotides. NCBI's taxonomy places the organism in Eukaryota, Viridiplantae, Streptophyta, Magnoliopsida, Malpighiales, Linaceae. The record is from the annotation of a GenBank genome assembly.